UCCUUCUUCGGUCAAUGCAUCAAGGGUGACAAACCAUUACUAGCAUCGACAGAGGCAGACGAAAUCAGGGAUGAACUUUACCAAAAUCUGAAAGGAAAAAAAAAAGAUUGGAUUGGACACAUUUUCAAAACUACGCAAGCCUGGUUGGGGAUCAAAUCUAUUUUUCUAAUGGCUUUAAUGGACAUGAAAACGGACACAUCAGCUUUCCCAAGUUCUUCUUCUGCUACCCGACGGAAGUAUGAUGUCUUUCUCAGUUUUAGAGGCGAGGACACCCGCUACAAGUUUAUGGGUCAUCUAUACCAAGCUUUGAUCCAGAAAGGCAUUGUCACCUUUAAGGAUGAUGAAAAACUUGAGAGAGGAAAAUCCAUUUCACCAGAGCUAUUGAAAGCGAUAGAAGAAUCAGAAUUUGCUGUAGUCAUUCUCUCAGAAAACUAUGCAUCUUCAACUUGGUGCUUAGAUGAACUUGCAAAGAUCAUUUGCUGCAAAAAUGAGACAGGAAUGAUAAUUUUACCUGUUUUUCACUAUGUGGAACCAUCCGAUGUACGAAAACAAAUGGGAACUUUUGAGCAGGCAUUUGUUAAACAUGAAGAAAAGGAGAACAAGGAGAGGGUGGAGAAAUGGAGAGAUGCUUUGACCCAAGUGGGCAACCUCCGCGGAUGGCAUUUAAAGCAUUAUUGGUCUGAGAUAGAAGACAUCAAAGACAUUGUGGGAUGGAUAUCGCUUCACUUGAAAUAUGAUGCAUUACGAUACAUUGCCAAGGACCUAGUAGGAAUAUACUCUCGAGUGAUGGAAUUGGAGGAAUUGGAGUCGUGUUUAGCUUUACGGUCAAACGAUGUUCGCUUUAUAGGGAUUUGGGGGAUGGGAGGAAUUGGUAAGACAACUCUUGCUAGAGUUGUUUAUUAUAUGGUUUCUAAAAAAUUUGAAGCUUGUAGUUUUAUUAAGGAUGUUAGGGAAAAUGUUGAAAAACAUGGUUUAGUUCCACUACAACAGAAAAUUAUUGAUGAAAUUUCGAUGGUAACGAAUUUGAAAAUAAAAGAGGAGUAUCAUGGAGCUAUCAUGAUGGAGAAGAGAUUAUGUCAUAAAAGGAUUCUUCUUGUUCUUGAUGACGUAAAUGAAUUAAACCAAUUAAAAAUGUUGGUUGGGGAACGUGAUUGGUUUGGUCCGGGCAGUAAAAUUAUCAUAACAACAAGAAAUGCUCAUGUGUUGGAGGCACAUGGAGUAGACGGAAUAUAUGAAGUUAAAGGAUUGAAUAAUAAAGAUGCUCUUCAACUAUUUUCCUCAAAAGCUUUUAAAGAAAAGCAUGUCCUAGAUGAUUAUUUAGAGCUAACUAACCAUUUUUUGAAUUAUGCUAAAUGCCUUCCUUUAGCUCUUGAGGUUUUAGGUUCAUUUUUGAUUGGAAAAAGUAUUGCUGAAUGGAAAAGUGCACUAGAGAUGCUCAAAGAAUUUCCUGAGAAUACCAUUCUCCAAGCACUUAAAAUAAGUUUUGAUGGACUCCAUGUCACAGAGAAGGAAAUAUUCCUACAUAUUGCAUGCUUCUUUAACCAUAAGCAUAAAGAUAAUGUAGUAGAAGUACUGGAUACUCUUGACCUUUACCCUGACAUUGGAUUGAAGGAACUCAUUGAUAAAUCCCUCUUGAAAAUUAUGGAUACGGGUAUAGUGUGGAUGCAUGAUUUACUAGAAGAAAUGGGUAGGAACAUAGUUCGUCACGAGUGCCUUGAUGAUCCUGGGAAGCGUAGUAGAUUGUGGCAUUAUAAGGACAUUGACAAAGUUCUAAGAAAAAAUAAGGGGAUGGAAGCAGUUCAAGCCAUGCAAAUUAUGAAUCAUUUUGAAGUACAACACAUGCAAUCUAUGGGUACUCUCGAGGCCUUUUCAAAGAUGUACAAUCAUAAUUUUCUUCACAAUAAUGCUUUUUUCCACGACGUUCAACAUCUUCCAAAUUCUUUACGAUUUCUUGAUUGGAGAGGUUAUCCUUCAAAAUCUUUGCCUUCAACUUUCCAGCCAGAUGAGCUUGUUUGGCUUUGUUUACAAUAUAGCAGAAUUGAAGAACUGUGGAUAGGAAGAAAGAAUUUUGACAAGUUGAAGUUCAUCAACUUGACAUGCUCCUCAAACCUGAUUAUAUCCCCAGACUUCACUGGAGUCCCAAAUCUUGAGAAAUUGAUUUUUGCACAUUGUCAAAAUUUACGCGAGCUUCACCCAUCCGUUGGAAUUCUUAAAAGGCUUGUUCUUCUUGAUCUAAAAUAUUGCUCAAAACUAAGUUGUCUUCCAAGCAAGUUUGAAAUCGAUUCUCUCGUGACUUCAUUAAUUAUGAAGGGUUGCAACAAUCUUGUAUGCCUUCCUAACACCAUUUGCAGUUUAAAAUCACUUGAAAGUCUUGAUCUUUGUGGGUGCUCAAAUUUGGACAACUUGCCGGAGAACCUAGGGAAUCUCAAAGGUCUCAAGAAGCUUGAUUUGAGUGAAACAGCUAUAAAAGAGUUGCCUUCAUCAAUUGAUGGUUUGACAACCCUUACUUCAUUGAUCUUAACGAUUAAUCUUGUGUGCCUUCCUAGCACCAUUUGUAGUUUGAAUUCGCUUGAAUGCCUUGGCCUUUGUGGGUGCUCAAAUUUUGACAACUUGCCGAAGAAUCUGGGGAAUCUCAAAGAUCUCUAUCAUCUUGAUUUGAGUGGAACAGGGAUAAAAGAGCUGCCUUCAUCAAUUGAUGGUUUAACAACCCUUAAUUCAUUGACUCUCACAAAUUGUAAGAAUCUUGUGUGUCUUCCUAGCACCAUUUGUAGUUUGAAUUCGCUUGAAUGCCUUGGCCUUUGUGGGUGCUCAAAUUUUGACAACUUGCCGAAGAAUCUGGGGAAUCUCAAAGAUCUCUAUCAUCUUGAUUUGAGUGGAACAGGGAUAAAAGAGCUGCCUUCAUCAAUUGAUGGUUUAACAACCCUUAAUUCAUUGACUCUCACAAAUUGUAAGAAUCUUGUGUGUCUUCCUAGCACCAUUUGUAGUUUGAAUUCGCUUGAAUGCCUUGGCCUUUGUGGGUGCUCAAAUUUUGACAACUUGCCGAAGAAUCUGGGGAAUCUCAAAGAUCUCUAUCAUCUUGAUUUGAGUGGAACAGGGAUAAAAGAGCUGCCUUCAUCAAUUGAUGGUUUAACAACCCUUAAUUCAUUGACUCUCACAAAUUGUAAGAAUCUUGUGUGUCUUCCUAGCACCAUUUGUAGUUUGAAUUCGCUUGAAUGGCUUGGUCUUUGUGGGUGCUCAAAUUUUGACAACUUGCCGGAGAAUCUGGGGAAUCUUAAAGAUCUCUAUCAUCUUGAUUUGAGUGGAACAUCAAUAAAAGAGCUGCCUUCAUCAAUUGAUGGUUUAACAACCCUUACUUCAUUGACUCUCACAAAUUGUAAGAAUCUUGUGUGUCUUCCUAGCACCAUUUGUAGUUUGAAUUCGCUUGAAUUCCCUGAUCUUUAUGGGUGCCCAAAUUUUGAAAACUUGCCGGAGAACCUAGGGAAUCUCAAAGAUCUCUAUCAUCUUGAUUUGAGUGGAACAUCUAUAAAAGAUCUGCCUUCAUCAAUUGAUGGUUUGACAACCCUUACUUCAUUGACUCUUGAAGAUUGUAAGAAUCUUGUGUGUCUUCCUCAUUUGUAG
Molecule: messenger RNA, 3618 nt
Organism: Quercus lobata
Lineage: Eukaryota; Viridiplantae; Streptophyta; Magnoliopsida; Fagales; Fagaceae
Product: TMV resistance protein N-like
Exons: 8
Coding region: 169-3618 (1149 amino acids)
Biological process (GO): signal transduction; defense response
Molecular function (GO): ADP binding
Source: RefSeq, a predicted model, not a curated record